GAGAUACUGGGAGCUGUAGUCCUGUAGUUGUGCCAGUGUUUACCUGUCUGUAACUUAAAUGACUGUUUGUAAAUUUAAACACUCACCUGAGCUAAAAUGUGGUAAAAAGGGAAUCAUUGUGAUGAAAAGAGGAAACCUUGCACCUAUGAUAAUAUAUAUACAUUGUAAACAUUGUUAAAAUUGUGGCAACUCCUGUUUUGCAUGCAAACAUAGCAGUGCAAUGAUUCACAUGCAGGCUCAGCUUGGUCGGGAUGACAUUGCAGUAAUUCUGAGAAGAAUGUUUUCCUGUUAAACCACAUCAAUGCACAGAAGAUUAAGCAGGAACAGCGUUUUCAGAGAGACAGCAGCCGUUCUUGCAACAGCCAAAACAUUUAGAAAAUCUGCCUUUGCUAAGUCACUCAUUGAAGCCAAGUACAUGAUUACAGAUGGUGGAUGGGUUAGUAAUGAAAAAAGAAGAACAAAAUGUCUAGUUACAGAGACAAAAGCAGUACAAUGUGGAGUUAACAGGAAGUGUGUCAGUGACUCUGCUAUGAAUACCUGGGGUGUUUUUCUUUAACGUGUCUCUAAAGCAGAAAGACCUGUUGGAUCUUCACAGGACUGGCACCUUUAGAUAAUAUGACAGCAUUUAUAUAGCUGAGAGGACUUUAGUUAAUUCCAGGAAAAGAUGAAUGAAGAACUGCCCAGAUUAAAACACUGACUUUUCUGCAGUGUGUGUCACAUGGCCUUGUCUCAUGCAUUCUUUAACCAAAACUCAAGAAUGUUAUGUCCAAGGAAAAAAAAGCAACCCUGUCUUAAAAACUGUACAGCCAUUGCGGUCCCAUCUAUGAAAGGACAUGGAUAUCUGGAUUACACCAUUGAAAACCACACUUCUAAGGCUUUUGAGAAAAUGGAUGAAAUGAGAAGAAAUAACCUACUGUGUGAUGUUCUUUUAAGAGUCAGUUAUAAUGGUAAAGAGGAAGACUUUCAUGUUCAUAAGAUAGUUCUUGCUUCUUGCAGCCCGUUCUUUAGGGCCAUGUUUACCAAUAACUUUCGUGAGUGCCAUGCUCGGGAAGUUACCAUCAAAGACAUUUGCCCAAAAGUAAUGCAGAGGUUAAUAGAGUUUGCAUACACUUCAAGAAUAACCGUUGGGGAAAAAUGUGUUUUGCAUGUACUGUUGGCUGCCAUGAGGUAUCAAAUGGAAGAUGUGGCCAAAGCCUGUAGUGACUUCCUUGUUAAACACUUGGAUGCCAGCAAUGUCAUUGGGAUUUCUAAUUUUGCUGAGCAAAUUGGAUGCCACGAGUUGUACCGAACAGGAAGAGAAUACAUCAAUACGCAUUUUAGUGAGGUCACAAAUGAGGAAGAGUUUCUAAGUUUAAGUCAUUGUGAGCUACUGGACCUGGUCAGCCAAGACAGUCUAAAUGUACUCUGUGAGUCUGAGGUAUACAACGCUUGCUUAAAGUGGAUGCAGUGGGAUCUGAACAACAGGGCACAGUAUUUUCAUGCCUUACUAAAUGCUGUUCAUCUUUAUUCCCUGCCUGCAAAAUUCCUGGAGAUUCAGCUAAAGAAGUGCCCCAUCCUAAGUAAGGAAAACAGAUGCAGAGUCUAUCUGUCUAAGAUUUUUCAGGAAAUGUGCUUGCACAAACCACUCCCUCGGCCAAAACAGAGAGGCAACCAGUUAAUUUAUGUAGCAGGGGGCUAUCUCCAAAACUCUCUGAGUUCCAUGGAUGCAUUUAACCCACAGACUGGAGAAUGGAUAAAGCUAGCUGACAUGCUGGAACCAAGGAGUGGACUAGGGGCCUGCAUUGUCUCCGGGUUGUUUUAUGCAGUGGGAGGGAGAAAUAACUCUUGCCAAGAAAAUACAGAUUCAGACUUACUAAGUUUCUUCAACCCUGUGACCAACCAGUGGGCAUCAAGAGCACCUAUGAAUGUGCCCAGAAACCGGGUUGGAGUAGCUGAGAUAGAUGGUGCCAUUUAUGCUGCUGGAGGAUCCUGUGGAUCUGAACACCACAAGAGUGUUGAAAAGUAUGAUCCAGAUAAUGAUAGAUGGACAUUUGUUGCUCCUAUGCCAACUGCACGUAUUGGUGCUGGAGUGGUUGCAUGUCGGGGCCGUUUGUAUGUAGUUGGUGGAUUUGAUGGAGAUACACGCUGGAACACCGUAGACUGUUAUGAUCCUGAAGAAGACCAGUGGCAACCUGUGGCAUCUAUGGAGACCAUUCGAAGUGGUGCAGGAGUGGUGGCCCUGGAUAACUACCUGUAUGCUGUUGGAGGCUAUGAUGGUACAAAUCAGUUAGACAGUGUAGAGCGGUACAACAUUGAGAGGAAUUACUGGGAGGCCAUGGCACCAAUGAAACACAGACGGAGCGCCCAUGGCUUGACUGUUCACCAGGGAAAGAUAUAUGCCCUCGGUGGAUUUAAUGCCGGAGGUUUCCUCUCAUCUGUUGAGUGCUACUGUCCAGACAGGAAUGAGUGGACAGAAGUGACUGUGAUGCCCACUGGUUGCAGUGGCAUGGGUGUAGCAGUAACCAUGGAACCGUGCCCUCAAUUGUGUGAUAAAAAUGAAGAGAACUGAUCAGCAGAUUGUGCUCUGGUUAUUUCAUUCACAGUCCAGCUGGAAAUGUAUAUUCAACUAAGUUAUUGGCUACCUCAUUCCAUCAUGCUGCAUUUGUGUCUGAGUUUUUUUGAAGAUUUCAUGCCACAGCC
Molecule: messenger RNA, 2679 nt
Organism: Xenopus tropicalis (tropical clawed frog)
Lineage: Eukaryota; Metazoa; Chordata; Amphibia; Anura; Pipidae
Product: kelch-like ECH-associated protein 1A
Exons: 6
Coding region: 719-2548 (609 amino acids)
Cellular component (GO): nucleus; cytoplasm
Source: RefSeq, a predicted model, not a curated record